Messenger RNA from Ilyonectria robusta, 1026 nucleotides. Its product is annotated as D-isomer specific 2-hydroxyacid dehydrogenase. The record is from RefSeq and is a predicted model, not a curated record. Gene Ontology annotation, cellular component: cytosol. Bases 1 to 1026 code for a protein of 341 amino acids. Lineage: Eukaryota; Fungi; Ascomycota; Sordariomycetes; Hypocreales; Nectriaceae. The transcript has 2 exons. Gene Ontology annotation, molecular function: NAD binding; glyoxylate reductase (NADPH) activity; hydroxypyruvate reductase [NAD(P)H] activity.
AUGUCUCAAGCAGCACACAGCGGCAGAAAGCCACGGGUGGUCGCCCUCGGCACCCCCAAAUUCGUCGGCGACGACUACCUAGCCGAGUUUAAGAAGGACUUUGACUACGCUCAGGUCCUCGAUGUGAAGAACCAUCAGGAAACAUUGGAGAGACUGCCGGCUAUGAUCAAGGAACAUGGCCCUAUCGAUGCCUUCAUUAUUCGGAUGGGCAGAGGUCCUUACCAUCCAUUCAACGAGGCCAUGUUUAAACCCCUCACCCCGCACUGCCGCAUUAUCGCGUCAGCGGCCGCCGGCUACGACGACUUCGACAUCGACUGGCUAACGCGGAACAAUAUCUGGUUCUGCAACAGCCUCGAUGCGGUUGCAGAGGCCACAGCCGACAUGGCCUUCUUCUUGACUCUCGCCGUGAUACGGGACACAUCCCGGGCGGAGCGCUGUGCGCGCGAAGGCCUGUGGAAGGAUCCUGUUGUUCCCAGCAAGGACCCGUCGGGAAUGACGCUGGGCAUUGUCGGCAUGGGUGCCAUUGGCAAGCAUCUGGCGAGACGGGCGGCCGCAUUCAACAUGCGGAUCAAGUACCACAACCGCCGGCAAUUGGGUGCAGACGACGAGGCCAAGUACAGUGCGACAUACUGCGCGUCCCUGCAUGAGCUGCUCAGCCAGUCCGAUGUCGUGUCAAUAAACUGCCCACUGAAUGCCGAGACGACAAAUCUCAUCUCGACCAAAGAGUUCGCAGCGAUGAAGGAUGGAUCAUUCAUCGUCAACACGUCUCGUGGCCCUGUGAUUGACGAGCCGGCUCUCAUUGAAGCUUUGGAGAGCGGCAAGAUUGCACGGGCUGGGCUUGAUGUGUUUUGGAACGAGCCAAACAUCAACGAGUACUUCAAAAUCAGCGACAAGGUCACUAUUCAGCCUCAUGUGGGAGGAUUGACCGAUGCGGCGUUUCAAAGGGGUGAGAGGGAGUGCUUUGAGAACAUCAAGGCAUUAUUCAAGACCGGACGUCCGGUUGCUCCAGUAAAUGAGGUAGCUUAA